This is a messenger RNA of Leguminivora glycinivorella, 1934 nucleotides long. RefSeq names its product putative phosphatidate phosphatase. Gene Ontology annotation, biological process: phospholipid dephosphorylation; phospholipid metabolic process; signal transduction. Lineage: Eukaryota; Metazoa; Arthropoda; Insecta; Lepidoptera; Tortricidae. The transcript is spliced from 8 exons. Gene Ontology annotation, molecular function: phosphatidate phosphatase activity. The record is from RefSeq and is a predicted model, not a curated record. The coding region runs from base 776 to 1618 and encodes 280 amino acids.
AUAAAUUAUGUCUAUUUUUAAAGUUAAAUAGGUCAAUUUUAUUAAAUCCGGUAUAGUUGUUUUGUUUGUAAAUACAUAGUUUUAUCUGUAAUUUAUUAAUUAUUUUAAGUUGAUACUAAUCCAAAUAAUAAAAUAGUACUAACAUGCUAGAAAAGCGAGCAGUGUUUUUAUCGCAAAGUAAAAUAAGUUUGUAUAUAAGUAUUAUGCUGUUUACUUCGUUUUUAAACCUAUUUAAUAUACUUCUAAUUAUUACUAAAGUUUUAAUUCUUACACCACAUCGAUUUAUCACAACCAUAUUAAUUUAAGGAAAAAAAUCCAUAUUUUGACAAUGAACUUCCGCUCGUAACAAAGCAAGUGACAUAAAAACUGGGCAGCACACAAUAUCAUGUGUUCAGUGUAUAACGGUGUUCCCAAGGUGAGUACUCGAAGAUUAGUCACCUAUCGCUAUCAGUGUAGUGCAUUCGCCCGGUCAAAACGGCUGUGUUGACGCGAAAAAACUGUGAAAACCUAAUAAGAUUUUUUCCCCUCACUAGCUCGGAAACACGUGUUUUGUCCUUUAAUACCAGCGGGUAAAAACGCAUUUUAUCCACUAGAAAGUAUCAAGAGUUGAAUUAACUAUGUGAAAAGUGUUUACCAUUCGGUAUCUAAUCUCUCGGCAAAAAAUGAUUACUGAAAUGAAAACCAAGUGCAUUAAAAAAACAACCGUAUCGUUAUUCGAAUGAGUGCAAAGUUACAUUGGAUACUUAUUAGUUAAUUUUUGGUGGCAUCGUGUGAGAUGGCGGAGGAUAAGUUAAUAUGGAGUAUCGUGCUGGAUUUCUUUAUUUUAUGUUGUUUGGCAUCGCCUCUGCUAUACUUCCAAUUCUGGAGUAAGCCGGAGCUGGGUGGUUUCUUCCCGGAUGACCAGAGCCUCAACCUGCCGUACAAACAACAGACUGUCCCCGAAGUAGUGCUGGCGCCAGUUGGGUUCCUCCUCGUCAUUGCCACGAUAUUAAUCGUGGAAUACGUUCGAGACAAGAAGGGCUGGAGCGUCGGUGAGAAGUUCCUCUGUGACCACCUGAUCCCCGGCUGGGUGUGGAUCAGCUACAUCACUAUUGGGAUCUUCACAUACGGCGCAGUGGUACAGCAAGUUACUUCGGAGAUAUUAAAGCAAAUCAUUGGAAGACUGAGGCCACAUUUCAUUGAUGUCUGCCGUCCGGUCUACAACGUGUCAGACCCGGCCAAUGCCAACGGCUUCAUUCAGGUCUACAGCUGCACAGACCCGAACGACUCCCGCGUUAAGGAACUCAGUCUGUCCUUCCCCAGUGCGCAUGCUAGCUUCGCUAUGUACGUUGCCGUGUUUUAUAUGAUAUAUCUGCAACUGAAAUGCAAAUGGCGGGGUUCGAAGCUGCUCCGACACGCAGUUCAGUUCCUCACUUUCUUGGCUGCGUUAUACGUUGGCCUGUCGAGGGUGGUGGAACAUUUUCAUCACAGGGAUGAUGUUGCUGUCGGCUUUGUGAUUGGUGCUGUCGCUGCAAUUUUAACGGUGAAAUUCGUGCUGAAACCCAAGAAGUACAUGCCCGGGACGUGGCAGGAGACACCGCAGCAGAACAUCCUUCCACGGCCGGUGUUGGCCCGGUGACCUCACGGAUAGAGUAUAUUGAAUAGUAUGAUAUAGAGUUAUCAGUCAAGAGUUUCGAAUGCAGCGCCAUCUAUUAUUAAGUUACAACAACUAAAGGAACCUUUAGGCAUGGAAAGUCACAUAUAUAUAUAAAGUUGAUGUAAUCGUUCAUCAACCAGUCACAUAAAUAACUAUUUUACACGGACUUAUCUGCCAAAAAAGAUGUCAGUAAUAAAAUUUACAAUUUAAUUACACGUAAUUAACCAUAGAAUGUCGUUCGCUAGUUUGCAGGUGGUACAGCGACAUCUAGCGAAAAAUUUGGACAGCAAAAAUACUU